Trichomycterus rosablanca is the source of this 4865-nucleotide messenger RNA. It is a transcript of the gene nhsl1a, whose product is annotated as NHS-like 1a. Gene Ontology annotation, biological process: cell differentiation. The record is from RefSeq and is a predicted model, not a curated record. The transcript has 9 exons. Bases 1 to 4737 code for a protein of 1578 amino acids. NCBI's taxonomy places the organism in Eukaryota, Metazoa, Chordata, Actinopteri, Siluriformes, Trichomycteridae.
AUGCCUUUCCAUAAGCACACUGUGGAGCCUCAGCGUCUGUGCAGAUUAAACCAGGAACGAUGUGCUCCAGGACGAUCUGGUUUGGGAUCAGAUCGCUGUGAUGGAUUAAAUGUACAUGUAUGGAGCUCUCUGACUGAUGUAAACAGUAGAACUUUGUAUAAUAUCCUGCAGCAGCUGUCGGAUCUGUCCUCUCAUGCCUGCAGCAUCUUCCUGGAGAUCCAGACCGAAGCUGCUUCAGUAGUUCACAGAAGUGCAGCACUGCAGCUCAGAUUGGAUUCUCUACAGGAUAGAAUCAGACAACUCGAUCAUAAAAACAUACCAGUCCCUGUGUCUAGUUUAGAUGAAGAGAGUAAGUGGUCAGUGCAUUACACAGCUCCAUGGCAUCAGCAAGAGAAUGUAUUCCUGCCGGGAAGCAGACCACCCUGUGUGGACGACCUGCACCACCAGGCCAAGGUCAACCUCAAAACUGUCUUCAGAGAAUGUGACAAGCUGAGAAAAGAUGGCUUUUGUAGUUCCCAGUACUCCUCUCAAAGUCCAGCGUUUUCUUCACCCACACUGUCUGAUAGGCAGUUGGACCAGGAUGGGACAAAGAAAAAGAAAAAGUCAUCAGAAUCGUCAGCUGAAGAGGAGACGCUGAUGUACUCUAUGAGACCUCAGACUCCACUACUGGAUAACAUCUGUGAUAUAAACCACUAUAACAGCUGGAAUAAGUGUCUGCCUUUACCAACACCAGAGGAGAAGAUGAAGCUGCAGGCUCAGUCUGUGUCCACUGACAUUGUCCCCAUCAACAUCACAGGAGAGAGUUUUGACCGGCAGUCAAGUUUUCGUCGUACCGUGAUUAACACUGACACAACAAUACGAAGGUCAAAAAGGGUAAAACGACGGAAAACAAUAACCGGAGUCCCUGACAACAUCCAAAGAGAAUUAGCAACUUCAGAGCAAACUGCUAUCAGAGUUCAGUCCAUGUACAUGGCAGGCCAAUACUCCACCAUUAGCCAUGUAGGGAGUGCCAACUCCCCCCAGAAGAACUCGGGCUGUCCAACAGAAGAAGUAAAGAUUUUACGCCCAUCAAUGCGCAGAAUCCGGGCACAAAAGGGCCAUGGCAUUGCUGCUCAAAUAGCCAACAGCUCUGUUUCAUCUUUAGGUAGCAACUCCAACAUGAGUGAUUGCACCGGUGCUAGCUAUACCCCUCAAAUUACCAAUGUUGACCAACGAUUUCACAGUCUGCCUCGUCAAGGUGCUCGAAUCUCUAUUCAACAGCUUGAGUAUAAAUGUUCUGGAUCCAGCUCAGACCAACAGUACAUGUCUGAUUCAAUAAAAGGUCCAUUUAUGAGUCCCAAAUCUAAUGAAUGUCGGAUCGUUCCGGAUAUACAUCACAAUGCAAUGCAGACUUCGCAAUCAGGCUACAUGGAUUUUAAUCACAACAGUCCAACCUCCAGCCCAACCUCUGCCAAUGCAACUCAGCAAAAGUUAAGAAACUUUGGCUGUGUCCACUCAGCACAAAAUCUUGUUAUGGAUGAGUCUUCAGUACAGUCUGCUCCUUCUUGUCAUUUAGACAGCUGCAUCAGCAGUACUGAGUUCCUUGUUUCAGCUGGAUCCUCCUGUUGCCUCUCUUCAGCCUCCCUCCAUAUGGCUUCAUAUACAGACACUGAGUCGCAGUGUAGCACCAUUGAUGGAAGAUACUGCAUCAGCUCUAACAAAGAAUUAUCAGAGACCAGCACGUAUAGCUUCAGCACACUGACAUCUGACCACUGGCCAUACGAACUAGCUUCCAAUGACCAACACACCUCCACUUGUUCCUCUCCUGUGAGUCAUCUAUACAAUAGUCUGGAACGUUCACCCAGCAAGACAGACUCCUGCUCAUUGUAUUCUCUUGAUACUGGGGGAUACGACACAUCUAAGCAUUUGGAGUCAUCUCUCAAAUCAUACAGUUACGGUUGCAUCAACAAAGCAGGCAAGUCAAGACGCAACUUUUAUGAGUGUAGAGAUCAUAGAAGUCAAGAUGACAAUGCGAGUCUAAACAGCAAUCGUUCCCUGACUCGAAGCAUUUCUCUUCGGAAAGCUAAGAAGCCUCCUCUUCCUCCUAAAAGGACGGACUCCUUACAACGCAAGACCCAGCGAAAACAGCCCCGCAGAGACAAUGUCCUUAAUGAUCAGUUAACCUCUAGUCCCUGUGAGAUCCUGAAAAGCCACAGUGCAUCAUUUUCAGGCCAAAUAAACUGCAUUGCAUUGGCAGACCCUUGGGUUGUCCGCACCAGAGACCAGAACAUAGCCAGUGCAGCAAGCAGUGGAAUGUCAGCACCAGCUGCUGUCGGUUCCAUCACACCAACACACAGUGAUAACACCAGCCAGCACUUUGAAUAUGCCGAGACAUGGGACUUUCAUAUGGAUUUUCCAGGCUCAUGCUUAGAGAACGAGCCAACCUCUCCUAUUCUGAGGGAUAAACAAGCAGAGGAGAACUCAAGAGGUUCUGAUAAUAAAAUUGGAAUUGGAAUACAUGCUAACCCAAAAAUGGCUACAGCACAAGACAAAGUACCACUUGUGACCUCACCAUCUAGUGGUUAUUCAAGUCAAUCAAUAACACCGACUCUAGGUACCCCAGUUGCAUCCCUUCUAAGAGCCAAAUCUCCAGCAGGAAGGCCCAAACCAAAAGUCCCAGAGAGAAAGUCGUCGCUGCGGUCAUCCGUUUCUUCCUCCAAUACAUCACUAUCCUCAAACAGUUCAGACUCCAUUAAGAAUCUUCCUACACCUCCACCCCUACCGAAAACACUGCCUGGACUGACGACAAGCCCUAUAUCCAGUUCUGAAACGACACUCACUCACUGUCUUAAGACUCCACCACCAUCUCCUCUGGCGGUAAGCUGUUCUGCUUGGAAAAAGCAAAGUUCCCCACCAGUAUCAACCAUCACACCAGAUAAAAGUGAAUCGUUCUUCAGCUUUCCCUUACCACUCUUUGAAGUCUCGGAUCUUCUGUCUCCAAGUAAAAAUAAAAUAAACCCAUUACAGCUCCCACCACCUUGUACAGUUACUCCUGCACCUCCUCCUCCUUUACCUGAAAAUAGUCUUCAAGCAAUGACCAUUUCAGCGACAAAUCUGCCUGUACUUGUAGAAACAGUGGAACAAGAAAAGAAACUAAACUCCAGACAGCAAGAGAAACCAAAGAUCCACCACAGACCACUUAUCACUGCUCAAGCACUGCAAAUGAUCCAUCUUCGACCAAUAAAGCUCAUGAAACUGGAAAAUAUUUUUACAGAUAUAGUUACAACUGUGUGUGAUCCAGAGGAGCCGGAACCCUGUCAAGAACCUCAAACAAGUUCAGACAAACCUGCAGAAACAAAGAUUUUGGAAGAAUGUGUAACAUCUAAAAUCGAUGAGUCCACACUUUCUGCUAACCCACCCGAUGUUCUGCUUGAAUCAAGUUAUACUCAAUCUUGUGAGAAUAUCCCAGAGCUUGCACAAGAACUAAUAACUACCCAGUCUGGAGAGAAUCCGUUAGAGCUCUCAUUUGAUAAUGAACCUCAAAGUGCAUCUUCCUUCUUUCUUAAUGUUCUUCAAUGCACAUCCACCCCAGUUUUCCAGAAUGAAAACUUUCCUGUACCACCUGAAAAGACUCUUUCUCAAACGUCACCAACCAAGUUGCACCAAUCACCUUCAAAUGGUCUUGAAACUCCUGAGGUUACUGACUCACUAGUGCAUUUGGAGACAGAGGGACUAAACAGUGCACUGCAGGCAGAGAUGGUUAAUCUGGAAGAGAUUUUGUCACAACUAGAAUUAGACGUUGAUAAUAUGUCCCUGGAUUUGACUUCACUGGACACAAACAAAAACUCUGUCAACAGCGAGAUCUCAUCAGACAGUCUGUGUGACCUUCAGCUUACCUCCCAGACUUUAUAUGAGCAGGACAUUGAACUAAGUGAUGGUGACUUUGGGCUAAGUGAAGAUAAAGGUAUUUCUGAUGAUGGUUUAAAUAGCAGCUCUGGAUCAGUCCUGUUCAGAGAGGAAGAAAAUACUGAAAACGAUGCUCUAUUUGACUCCAGCACAGACAGCUCUUCUCCAACCUCCAUCACUGAAGGAGAAUCAAUUGAAGAGAUGAUGACAUCUGCAUGCCUUCGUACUACUGAAGAUUUAUUUGCAGCAAUUCACAGGUCAAAGAAGAAGGUUCUGGGACGUUGCGACUCUGAGGAAGAACGCUCUCAUGGCUCACCACCCGUCACCCCCACCAGUUCCGGCCCCACCACGCUUUUCACGCCCCGCCAGAGCAGCUCUAUCCAUCGCAGUCUGCGCCAUUCCUCCACCAGCAAUGACAGUUUUAAAGCUCUACUCCUAAAGAAGGGCAGCCGAUCUGACCCAGGCUUUCGCAUGUCUGCCACCGAGAUGCUAAAAUACACCGACCCCCGUCUGCAAAGAUCCAACACAGAGUCCUCUCCUUCCUCACAAACACCCUGCACCUCUCCGGGCACUAGCAGAAGGACGUCCGAGGACUGGGCACGGUCAGAGGGUGUCUUACCCCGUCUCUCCCCUUCGCUAACGUCCUCCAAAUAUGGACGCUCCAGUACUCCACCCUCAGCUGCCAGCAGCCGGUAUAACAGCCGUAGUCGCAUCCCCAGUGGGCCGAUGACUGUGAUUCGUGAGAAGGAAGGGGAACUUGCCGAGUCAACAGACUGCUGCCUUAAUGCUAACAUUCCCUAUUCUGUGUCUUUGACCUCCAGUGGCACAGUCUGUGCUCAGGGUAGCACUUAAAUCAGACACGUUCUGACCACCCGGACAUGUUUCCACUUAACAACCAAAAGAAAAGAAAGGAUAAACAUCAACUCUACAAUUUAUGCUGACUGCACAAGCUUAUUAUUGACCAGCUUGGCAAGAGAAAU